Molecule: messenger RNA, 1282 nt
Organism: Pollicipes pollicipes
Lineage: Eukaryota; Metazoa; Arthropoda; Thecostraca; Pollicipedomorpha; Pollicipedidae
Product: F-box/SPRY domain-containing protein 1
Exons: 4
Coding region: 437-1237 (266 amino acids)
Biological process (GO): proteasome-mediated ubiquitin-dependent protein catabolic process; synapse assembly involved in innervation
Cellular component (GO): SCF ubiquitin ligase complex; synapse
Molecular function (GO): protein binding
Source: RefSeq, a predicted model, not a curated record
GCUAACAGACGAAAAUCGUUGGCUAGCGACGUCGAAUACGAUCACAGCCUGCGUUUUGUCAGCCAGCUGACGACUGUGUUGGGCAAAUCGAAGCUGAAGCAGUUGAAGUGGGUCUGCAGGUUGGGUCGCUGUUGUGCGAAUUGUUGUGUUGCUGAUGAAUACACUAGAUGCAUAGAAUCAGCCCUUCAUGGCAGCAUGUCGGCGGCUGACUGUAGCAUGCGCGCACUGACCGCCGUCACGCCAUGGAAGCCGUGCCAUGUCGUCGCCAUGGCAGUCGUCCAGCCCGGGAGUGACUGACAGCGAAUGAUCUGACGCAGACGAGCGAAUCUUCGCUCGCCAGCUGCUGGGGCCGCGGCGGCAGUGGGUCGGGAGCUGAGCCAUGACAGCAGCCUGACGGUGUAGGCGCGACCCGCGACGGCUUCAUGUGCUUCCCCCAAUGUCGCUCAGAACUCCGAAGUCAAAGCAUGAGAAGGGCCGGUCGUUCUGGCUGCGGCUGCCGGAGGCCGCGCUCGAGCAGCUCUUCUCCUACCUCAGCCUGCAGGACCUGCGCAGCUGCGCGCUGGUCUGCAAGCUCUGGUACCGCUUCCUCAACGACGAGAACAACGACGUGUGGCGGCUGCCGUGCAUCAAGCAGCUGGCGGACGAGGCGCUGCGCUCCGACCUGCUCUGCUCCGUGCCCACCUACAAGGGCAAGCUGCGUGCGCUCUACCACGCCUGGAACCCCAACGACUGCUCGCGCAACAUCUACAUCAAGCCCAACGGCUUUACGCUGCACCGGAACCCGGUGGCGCAGAGCACCGACGCGUCGCGCGGCAAGCGGGGCUUCUGCCACGGCCGGCACGCGUGGGAGGUGGUGUGGGAGGGGCCGCUCGGCACCGUGGCCGUGGUGGGCGUGGCCACCAGCGAAGCCAGCCUCCAGUGCCACGGCUACGUGCCGCUGCUGGGCGCCGACGCGCACAGCUGGGGCUGGAACCUGGUCGAUAACCACCUGCUGCACAACGGUGACGCGCACGGCAGCUACCCGCGCCUCAACAACGCGCCCAAGUAUCAGGUGGGGGAGCGGAUACGCGUGAUACUCGACUGUGACGACAACACGCUGUCGUUCGAGCGCAGCUACGAGUUCCUGGGUGUGGCGUUCAGAGGCCUGCCCGACCGCCGGCUCUACCCGUCCGUGUCGGCGGUGUACGGCAACACGGAGGUCUCCAUGGUGUACCUGGGCGCGCCGGUGGACGGCUGAGGCCGGCCGCGGCACUCAUCCGGACCGACGCGCUGUGCGCGCCGC